Molecule: messenger RNA, 924 nt
Organism: Ostreococcus lucimarinus CCE9901
Lineage: Eukaryota; Viridiplantae; Chlorophyta; Mamiellophyceae; Mamiellales; Bathycoccaceae
Exons: 3
Cellular component (GO): cytoplasm
Source: RefSeq, a predicted model, not a curated record
AUGUUCCGUAACUACGAACUGCGCACGGCGUACGCGGCGACGGCGUCGCGGACGCUGCCGAUCACGCUGGUGGUUGGAUUUCUGGGCGCGGGGAAGACGACGCUCGCGAGACGCGCGCUGGAGAAUCGACAGACGCUGCGCGUCGCGGCGGCGGUGAACGAUUUCGCGGCGCUGAACGUGGACGCGCGGUUGGAUGGGAGAGCGGCGGCGCGGGUGACGGAGCUGACGAACGGGUGCGUGUGCUGCUCGCUGCGAGACGAUUUAGAGCGAGGGGUGAUCGAGCUGCUGAACGCGGACGAAAACGGGGGGGAAUUGGGGGUGUUUGAUUACCUGCUGAUCGAAACGAGCGGGUUGGUGGAUCCGGGGGAGGUGGUUUCGAGGUUGGAUAGGAACUUUGGGGCGCUGACGCGCGCGCGUUUGGACGGCGUGGUGUGCGUCGUGGACGCGGAGAUUGCGUCGGAAGGAGGACCCGAGGUCGAACGAGAGGCGUGGGACGCGCAGUUGGCGUGCGCUGACGUCGUGCUUCUGAAUAAGAUUGAUUUACUUGAGGGGGAUGAAGAGAGAUUGGCGCGCGCGCGAGCCGUCGUGGAGGACAAGGCGCGAGGCGCUCGAGUGUUGGAAUGCGUCGACGCCAACGUGCCUUUGACGAGCAUAUUAGACGUCGACAUGACGGAGGAACAAAAAAUCGUCGUUCGCGGUCCUCUAUCACUAGAUCCGUCGAGGAAGACCACGCACUUUGCCGGUGGUUCGCAGAGCUCGUGCAACUCACUGGCGCACGAAACCACGUCACCGCUCGUGUUUGCGCGAUUUCAGCAUUGGGCGACGAAGAUGAUGCCCGCGGCGACGAUUCGCGCCAAAGGCGUGUUGACUCUCGCCGAGGAUGAAAACCGAGAGAGCUACGAUUUCCACUUUUCCGGCAAGCGU